UAUAUACUGCUAGAAGCUAGAAGUAUGUUAAUGUCAAUGUCAAAAACAAGUCGAAUUGGAAUUUGUCAAGCAAUGACUCUACCACUACCCAUAUCACCGUGUGCCAAAAGAGACGGCCUCGGUAGUUUAGGAUGUGAACGUUUUGAAUACGCAAGUAGCAUGGCUACUACAUUAUUGGCACCGGUAAAAACAGAACGAGAAAUCCUCGAACAUUCCAUGUCUGAAGAUGAUCCUAAUGCAAAUACGCAAUUAAUGAGUGACAGAGGUAAACAACCGAGAUGGGGCCCACGGCAUCGAGGUGCUCAAGAGCUCGCCGAGUUGUACAGUCCAGGAAAGAGACUUCAGGAAUGGGUGUGUGUGGUGUUUUGUUGCACAUUAACUGUUUGUGCAGGGCUGCUCAUGGCCCGGUAUGUCAGAGCAGAUGCGUCACUAUUCUUUGCAGCAAUAGCAGGAGUGUUGACCGCAGACUUUGCCUCUGGCAUAGUACAUUGGGCAGCUGACACUUGGGGAGCUGUAGAUUUACCUUUAAUUGGCAAGAACUUUAUAAGGCCAUUUCGUGAACACCAUAUCGAUCCUACUUCAAUAACACGUCACGAUUUCAUAGAAACAAACGGUGAUAACUUCGCUAUAACAGUACCGGUGUUGGCGAGGAUAGUAUGGCAGCUACUAACCUACGAUUCCGAUCUCAUUGCACAGCAAUUCCACUGGAUCGCCUAUUGGUACCUAUGCUGUAUAUUCGUCGCCAUGACUAAUCAGAUACACAAAUGGUCACAUACGUACUUUGGUCUCCCAGUGUGGGUGGUGUGGCUGCAAGAGUGGCACAUAGUGCUGCCUCGCCGUCACCACCGCAUACACCACGUGGCGCCGCACGAGACUUACUUCUGUAUCACCACGGGCUGGCUGAACUGGCCCCUGGAGAAGCUGCACUUCUGGUCGACAUUGGAGUUGGUCAUAGAGGCGCUCACCGGCUGCAAGCCCCGUGCAGACGACAUGAAGUGGGCUCAGAAGCGUUCCUAGGACCGGUUGUUCCUCUUGCAUUUUUCUACGUCGGCAAUUUGUCGGCAAUUCAUACAAUUGUUAUUGUUAAUACCGAGCCUUAAAUUUUGCUAAGAAAUAUUUUAAAAUUAA
Molecule: messenger RNA, 1128 nt
Organism: Papilio machaon (common yellow swallowtail)
Lineage: Eukaryota; Metazoa; Arthropoda; Insecta; Lepidoptera; Papilionidae
Gene: Kua
Product: plasmanylethanolamine desaturase
Exons: 5
Coding region: 25-1017 (330 amino acids)
Molecular function (GO): oxidoreductase activity
Source: RefSeq, a predicted model, not a curated record